Molecule: messenger RNA, 663 nt
Organism: Diabrotica balteata
Lineage: Eukaryota; Metazoa; Arthropoda; Insecta; Coleoptera; Chrysomelidae
Source: the annotation of a GenBank genome assembly
AUGGGUAGUCAAGACCACGAAGCUUGUAAUGGUUUUGAAUUUUAUAAAACCUAUAAAGGCCUGCAUGUACUACAAGCUCAUGAUCAAAUCAAAGAACUUCAGACAAUUUUAAGGGAUAGAAAUACCACUAGAAGUGACUUCAAGUUUUAUGCUGAUCGCUUAAUUAGACUUGUGAUAGAAGAUAGUUUAAAUCAAUUACCAUUUACAGACUGUGAUGUCAUUACUCCUACAGGGGCCAAGUAUGAUGGAUUGAAGUAUAAAUCUGGCAAUUGUGGUGUUUCAAUUGUUCGAUCUGGUGAAGCAAUGGAACAGGGUUUAAGAGAUUGUUGUAGAAGUAUUAGAAUAGGAAAGAUUUUAGUAGAAUCAGAUUUAGAUACUCAUGAAGCUAAAGUUGUUUAUGCUAGAUUCCCAGAAGAUAUUUGCCAAAGGCAUGUACUACUUAUGUAUCCCAUAAUGUCUACAGGAAAUACUGUUAGUAAGGCAGUAAAUGUAUUAACAGAGCAUGGAGUUAAAGAAGAAUGUAUAGUACUUAGUAAUUUAUUUUGUACCCCCCAGGCUGUACAAACUGUCUUAGAUAUGUAUCCAAAGAUGAAAAUAUCUACGUCAGAAGUUCAUCCAGUGGCACCUAAUCACUUUGGCCAGAAAUAUUUUGGGACAGAUUAA